CCCAACUUGUUUGGAGAAGGUGCUUGGGAGAAAGCAGAAGUCACUUGGGACUGACAUCCAGAGAGAGUUCAGUGUUCGUGGUUAGCGUCGUUCUGCUGGAAGGUGGCCAGGCAAAGGGUCUUGAGUGCGGAACCAUCCCAGAGCGAGGAGGCAUUUAACAUUCUCCUUCGUGCCCAUCAGGAGAGACUGAAGCAGGAUCUGCACUUUACAUUCAGGCUGACCCCACUGCGUCACCUUCUCCAUCUGCCUGGACGUCUUGGAGGACCCCGUCUCCAUCGAGUGCAGCCACAACUUCUGCCGGGGCUGCCUCUCGGCUCACUCAUCCCAGACAUACCGGUGCCCGGAGUGCCACCACCCCUGCUCCAAGCACAGGAUGAUCCCAGACUCACACGUCAAAAGCCUAGUACAGAAAUUCAGAAACAUGCCACAGAGCGGGAGAGAGACAGAGCGGCAGGGGCCGGGGCCUCCACCGGAGAUGGGGUGCCCGGUGCAGCUGGUGCGUCUGGAUGACAAAGGAGACCUGACCCUGGACGAGGAGGCCCUGAGCCGCUGCCUGGAGCAGGGUGGGGUGGGGGACGCCCCCGUCUGCCUGGUGUCCAUCAUUGGGGAGCAGCGCCUGGGCAAAUCCUUCCUGCUGAACUACCUGCUGCGCCGGCUCCGGAGCCUGGACGCGAGGGACGGGUCAUGGAUGGGCCGGGAGGACGAGCCCCUGGAGGGGUUCGAGUGGCGAGCGGAUGAGCAGCAGGUCACCAAGGGGGUGUGGGCCUGGAGUCAGCCCUUCUGGGUCCCGGCCAAGGGGGGGAAGGUGGCCGUGCUGCUGGUCGACACCGAGGGCUCCAUGGACCUUGAAAGGAACAAGGAGACGAGCGUCAAACUCUCUGCCAUGUCCAUGCUGCUCAGCUCCUACCAGAUACUGAACAUUGGCCGUCAGGUGAAGGACCCGGAUCUCGAAUACCUGGAGAUGUUUGUGCAGGUGGCCGAAGUGGUGGGAAAGAAAUACAGACUGGAGCCCAUUCAGCACCUAGACCUGCUGGUGCGAGACUGGAGCAGCUCCCUGGUCCUCGGAGCCCAGGGUGGGGAGCAGUAUCUGAGAGACGUCCGACAGAGGCUGGCGGUGACGUCCCCCUGCAAACACCCCAAGGCCUUGGAAACGCUGAAGAGAAUCAGCAGCCGCUGUUACCUGAUGCCCUUCCCUGGCAAGCGGAUCAUGAUUGGGAGCGAGGGAACCCUGAGAGACAUGGAUAAGGAUUUCCAGGAGAGCCUGAGGGACUAUGUCACCACCUUGGUGAGCGAAGCCAGUCGACACGUCCGGACGGACCGGCAUGGGGAGCUGCUCACCGGGACACAGCUCGCUGCCAAGAUAAAGAAUUUAUCUGAUGUGAUGAAGAGACAUCGCUCUGGCUUCGCCUCCCCCUGUCAGAUGGUCAUCACCUUCCACAACCAGAGAGUCCUGGACAGAGCCCAUGCAGCCCACGCUGAUUUUCUGAAGAAGAAGGAUGACCUGUCCCAGUGCAUGGACGACUGUCUGAAGGUGGAUCCAGGCGCAAUGGAGGAGCAGUUGGUGGAGCAGCGCAGGUCACUGCUGGGGCGGUGCCGGGAGGAGAUGAAGGAGCUGGAGAAGGAGACCCUGCUGAUGGAGCUAGAGGCGGAGCUGACUCGGGAGGCCAAGACCUUCCUGGAGACCUACAGAAGGCGCUAUCAGCAUCACGCCACCAACAAGAGAGCCAUGGACAGAGCCCGCACAGACUAUGCUGACUUUCUGAAGGAGAAGGGCAGUCUGUCCCAGCGCAUGGUCGACUGUCUGAAGGUGGAUCCAGGCGCAAUGGUGCAGCAGUUGGCGAAGCAGCGCAGGACACUGCUGGGGCGGUGCCGGGAGGAGAUGAAGGGGCCGGAGGAGACCCUGCUGACGGCGCUGGAGGCAGAACUGACUCGGGAGGCCGAGACCUUCCUGGAGACCUACGGAGAGCGCUAUCAGUGUUAUGCCACCAACCAGAGAGCCAUGGACAGAGCCCGCGCAGGCCACGCUGCCUUUCUGAAGGAGAAGGACAGGGAUUCCAGGAACCCAGUUAAAUGCCUGAAGGUGAGGCCGAGCGAGAUGGCAAAGCAGCUCGCAGAGCAGCGUGGGCACUUGCUGGGGCAGUGCCGGAAGGACAUGCUGCCAAAUGAAGAGGCCCUGGGGACGGAGCUGGAGGUGGAGCUGAUGCAGAAGAAAGAGGCCCUGGGGACGGAGCUGGAGGAGGAGCUGAUGCAGAAGAAAGAGGCCCAGCUGACGGAGCUGAAGGCAGGGCUGACGCGGGAGGCUAAGGCCUUCCUGGAGGCCUACGGGAAGCGCUUCAAGAACUUUGCCAUUGCGGCGGGUGCUGCUGCGGGCGCUGCUGCAGGGGUGCUGGUCCUGGCACCGGUGGCUGCAGCUGCUGCUGCGGGAAUUACUGCUGCUGCCAUUGCUGCUGAAGCAGCUGUGGUGCUCGGCAUGACUGAGGCGGUGGCUAUUGGUGUUGGGACGGGCGCCAUGGCUGGGAUGUGCGUGGGUGGGGGCGUGGGAGGGGGAGUUGGUGGGAACAUCGCCCAGCAGGAUAUGAACCGGGCCGAGGCCACUGGCAGUGAAGUGGAGGAGGAUGACCCUGAGGAGCUGUCUGAUACGACCCCCCUGAUCUGAACAGUGCCCCUCCCCCAAUCUAGGGGUGACGGGGCUGUAGCGUGGCCCAGACACGUCAGCCACAAACCACUCCAGACUGGGGCAGUCGUCACCCACAGAUUCUAAGAAGGGACAUUGGUCCAACCCACUCUUCAAAACCUCCAGUGUCUGUGUGACACCCAGGCCCAGCGGUACCAGCUGGCAGAGGGUUCAGUGCCCUGUGUCAGCAACUCCUAACUGGCCUGACAAACUCGCUGCACCUAACCCACCGCUGUAAUGUCAUGGUAUUUUGCCAUAAAUAGUGUCUUGUAAUGCAUCAACUGCA
Molecule: messenger RNA, 2960 nt
Organism: Mauremys mutica (yellowpond turtle)
Lineage: Eukaryota; Metazoa; Chordata; Testudines; Geoemydidae
Product: RING finger protein 112-like
Exons: 15
Coding region: 374-2656 (760 amino acids)
Biological process (GO): protein homooligomerization; endoplasmic reticulum organization
Molecular function (GO): GTP binding; GTPase activity
Source: RefSeq, a predicted model, not a curated record